AUUGUGUGUAAAAAUUCAGCUCGGACAGGAAGCCUUAUUAUGGAAAAAUUGGAAAUCCCUAAAAACGACAGAAAUCUUGAAUAAAUUGAAUAUUAUAGUGUAUCGUUCGAGAAUAAUUUGAUUAACGUAGGUUUAUUAUAUUAUAUCCCAUUAUUGUCAGUUAACUUUUAAGUUCCUUUAUCAAGUAAACAACAUGAUAUUAAAAUAUAUCUAAAUUUCGACAAGGUUUUUAAUUUCGUAUAAUGAAAUAAUUCGUUAUUUUUAUGUUGAUGGUAGUGUCAGGUGGUGGGAUCAAAAAUUGGAAGUAUAAAGAGAUUAUUUAGCUAAAAGUUUGGCUUUUAAUGUUCUCGUUUAAAAGUAAUCCGCAGGAAAAUUUUAGAUCAAAAUGAGUGGAUGUUAAUUAAAAUGAGUUAAGAAAAGAGAUUACUAAUAACUUAAAAGUAAUUAAAAACAUUUUAAGUAUAUUAAUGAUAUAAUACUAUUUUGUUUAAACCUUACUCAUUAAGUCAUGCAGAUGGCGCCUAAUAAUAUUUUACUUUGCAGGUAAUGCGUUACAGAGGUUUCCAACCGAGCAUAAUUUCCGAGUGGCUGUUGGAAUGUAAACAAGUCAGUUGACUUAUUUGAUUAUAUAGUUUAGGUUAUAGUAUUGUUUAUUUCCAACUUGUUGUGAUCAGAGUUUUUUCCUAUUUUUUUUGCAUCUCUCUUUGCCUAGAAUCAUUUUCUAACCAAAACGUUUUCCCCGUCAAUCACACAUUUUAAUCUUAUUAUGUUUGGGGAGAAAAUUAUAAUUCCUACUUUUCAAAAAUAGAAAUAUAAAAAUUUUUUUAACGAAAAAAGUGUUAGAAUAGUUAAUUAACGUGUAGCUCAGGCGUUUUCCUCUUUGAAGUCAAAAAAGCGGGUGCAAAAGAUGAAGACACACCCAGCUAUUUCAAGCGUCAAUUAUCCUUUGUCUAAACUGCUGGUGCAGUUUCUCGCCUUUCAUAUAAUGCACUUUUAUGUAGCGCAUUAGUGCAUUUUGGGUGUGGUGAUAUUGAGCAGUGAUUCGUUUAACGUUGAAAAAAGUUGGAAAACAAUAUAUGUAUCCUUCACCAUCCAUAAUGAGCUCUGUUAUAAUCUGUAAUGAAUAUAAUAUUCAAAUUCCUCCAUAUUUCUUUAAGAAAUUUGAGGACUUUUUGGGAAGGGGAUUAAAAGAUUCAUCCAAAAUUGAAUUGGGAGCUUAUGCGCAAACCAUUCGCAAUAAUGAUGAAAUUGUCAACACGUUAUAUGAACUAUUCGAAAAGUACCCUGAUCAUGACCUUAUUUCACCGGUCUGUCAUCAACUAUUUGAGUUUUAUAGAGCGUCUAAUGAUGAAUUAAAAAAAUUUACAUUGGAGCUUGUCCCAUCAUUAAUAGGAGCCUAUCUGACAUCAGUCUACAACAGAGAGACAAAAAGAGUAUGCUCCAUAGCCACAUGUUUGCUAGGAAUCUAUAAUAUGGAAGUCGUAGAAAAGGAGAGUGGACAAGCUAAAGUUCGAACAUACACAGUACCAACAGUAGCCACUGCGUCCUGUUAUCACGAACCACCAAGUUUGACAUCAUUAGUACUAAGCGACAGUGCACUAAUGAAUUACCAUCACGACAAGAACAUCACAUUCCAGCAGGGACCCUUCGAACAAAUCGAAGAGUUUUCGGCUCAAAAUAGAUUCAUGAUCCUCACACAGGUUCUACGAGCUUAUAAUAGCUUUAUAGCAGAACUAUCGUUGAAGUCCAGAACAAAUCUUUGCGAGUGGUCUUGCAGGCUUUUAAGAAGCGGUUACAAAGGAACUCUAUUCAACAACGCUGAAGCUGAAAUAGAGGAUAACUCCCCGAGAAUACCUUUUACGUCAGAAUUUCUUCUAGAACUCCUAGACGGAGUAUAUUUUGCAAUGUUCAAUGGAAGUGCGAAAGAGGGAAAAUCAGUAGUUAGCGAUGUGUACGUUAGAGCCGAAUACGAACUUUUAAAUGAAGUGUUACUGGUUACGAACGCUAUUGUAGACUCUCUUGCAGUAAAUCCAUCUGGCCAACCAGAAGACGGACCCAUAGGUAUAUCCAUAGCCUUAUCUUCUGCUGCAAGAGACGGUCGCCUGAGGAAAUCUGCUCUGACGAAUGCUUCUUUUAGAACCAAGCGUUUACAAGCAGAAGAAUCGGAUUCGCUUGAUACGACUGGGGAUGAGGACGCACCUCCUGAUUAUGAGCAGGCUACCAAAGCAGACGUAAAGGGCAAAGGAUCGAAAAAUGCUAUUAAAAACAUAGUCCGUAAAAAGCUCUCGGUAGAAGGAAAGAAAAGGGAAGAUAGCUCUUCUGUACUCGGAGAUAGCGUCGAUACAGCUAAAACAUCAUACGCAUCAUUGAGUGAUAUUGUUCCAGAAGAAGAAGAAAAUCAGUGGGAAAACCCAACAGACAAUAGUUAAUUUUUCAUGUAUUUUAUUUAGAUUUCGUUUCGAGUCAAAUAAACCUCAUGCUUUAUCUUACUAGUUGUUUAUAAAAUCUUAUCUUUAUUGUAGC
Dimorphilus gyrociliatus is the source of this 2523-nucleotide messenger RNA. The record is from the annotation of a GenBank genome assembly. NCBI's taxonomy places the organism in Eukaryota, Metazoa, Annelida, Polychaeta, Dinophilidae.